Messenger RNA from Theileria orientalis strain Shintoku, 2238 nucleotides. RefSeq lists its product as hypothetical. The record is from RefSeq and is a predicted model, not a curated record. The coding region runs from base 1 to 2238 and encodes 745 amino acids. The transcript has 8 exons. NCBI's taxonomy places the organism in Eukaryota, Apicomplexa, Aconoidasida, Piroplasmida, Theileriidae.
AUGGAUUCUAACCUUUAUCCAUCAGUAAAACUGCCGAAUUCGUGCAAACACAUAGAUUAUAUUAAAUCGAAAGCAAUAAAUCAACUACUUCAACUCACUCACGAAGACGUUGUUGACAACGAUAGGAACCAGUGUUAUAUCCCAGGAUGCCAAAAUACGGACGUUAACCAGCUGAAAACGUUUGUUCUGAUGGGAUAUCCGCCGAAGAAGACGUACUAUUCAAUAAACUAUAUAGGAAUAGGACUGUACCCAGUGAAGAGCUUUGUAACGGACGAAUGGUACACAGCAUAUGUGCCGCUGAACAAGGCGUGUUUUAAAAACGAUGUGUACAACGUUAAAAGGUGCCUGCUCAGGCUAAUAGGAAACUCGAAACUGUGGACGACGGACUCCUACGAGGAGUUUAACUCGGCGCCAUUAGGGCACGAGCAGAAGGAAGAGGACAUGACGAACGUGUUCAAGUUCCCGCUGGAGUCGUCGCUGGGAAUUAACGUCGAAGAGUACAUAUUCGCAACGCCAUCGUGUAUGUACGCAACGAAGCCAGAGUUGUCGACGCCGUUUGAGUUCGAAGAACUGGAUAUAAACCUGCAGAUACUGGUACAGGUGAAGGCGAGGCCGGACUCGUUUAUAAAGGCAAAAAAUUCACUGAACAUAUCGAGCCCAUUUGAUUCAUGUUUCCCAAAUUCAGAAAUAGAAUGGUAUUUUAAGUCAGUGGAAGACGUGGUGGCAGAAAGGCUGCUGUUUAAAAUAAUAAGAAAGAAAAACGAAAAGGAAGAGAGUGAAGAAAGUAAAGUAACAAAGGAAUCUAAAGAGAAGAAAGUACAGUCAGUUACACUGGUAUCGCCUAACCUGAACAUGGGAAAGCAGCUGGCGUCAGACACAGGGUUCGCACAAAUAGAAAACAUGUACAAGUUUGAGAAGGGGGGAGAGGCGAUGGUCUUUGACGACCAGAAGAACGUGCUGAUUAAGAUGAAGCCGACGGAAAAGCACAACAAGGCUGUCUUCUUCCUGAAGAGCAUAGUCUCGAACAAGAAGUGCGAGUGGGACGGAGACCUGAAGCAGUGGAGAGUGUCACGAGUGUUCCUGUACGAAGCAGUUAAGUUCGCGUCGCACCUGGGACUUAAAGUGGAAAGCAAGGUUCUGUAUGAAGCUUGGACCUGGCUGAAGAGCUCAAGCGUCAAGAGCCUGCCGACAGUGUUCGACACGAACGUGUUCAUCAAGUGGCUAAAGGAGUACCCAAUAUACUCGUUCCAAAGAGUAGUGGUGGACUUCUCGAAGGAGCAACUGCUGGUGGACGUGGUGCCGUACAACAAGGAGCUGGUGGCAAUGUUCAAGGAGAGAAAGUCCACAAAAAACGGCUACAGCUGGGACAAGGAAGCCAUGAAGUGGAAGUGCAAGAGCAUCUCGGAGCUGGUGGCAGACCUGCUGUCGAUAAUGCCAAGCCUGAGAGAAUCUAGUCAGGAGGAGGAAAGGUUCCUGGAGUCGAAGGGAGUGUUCUUGGCGUCGAUGAAGACGAACGUGACACAGCAUAAGAGGCCACAUGAGCAGGAAAAGCAAAUAUACCAGAAGAGGAGGCGCAAGGGGGAGCCGGAAGACGACACUUCGGAAUUCGUUACGAAGCUGAUAAUAACAGUAGCAGCGAAAGACGGCCACGUACAGAGGCUCAUGGAAAAGCUGCAGACGGUGGUCAAGAAAAUAUUGCCGCCAAAAAGCAGUAUCUCCUCAAGCGGGAAGGUGAUCAUGGGAGGAGCGGGAACGGCAGGAAUAGAGGUCGUGCAAACGCCCUCAGACCUCGACACGUGGAACCAAGUGUCAAUGUGCAUAGUGCCAGACGAAGAGGAGAGUCAAAUACCAGUGGACAAAUACGACCAGAACCUGCUGGCGAGCCUGAUCGGGGACGUGUUCAUAGUGAAGGAGUCGGCGAUCGACUACCUGCUGAGCAACUUCGAAGUGUGGCCGGGGCCGCACGACUCAGUGAACUACACGAGGUGGAGUUUCAUAAUAAACAAGUGUGAGCCGAAGUGUUGGGGCGGAGUGGACUUCGACGGGAGGCAGAGCCUGGCGCAGACAGGGCUCUUCGACGACGAGGACUUCUACAUAUCGGGAACGAACAAGGAAUCGCAGUACAUAAGGAUGCUGAUACUGCUGGGAUGCGGAAACAUAGUCGACGACGCAAAGGACGCAGAGUACGUGAUCAUCACGGACAAGGAGCUGCCGGAAGCGUCAGAGCUCUACAAGUAA